Alternaria conjuncta is the source of this 3072-nucleotide messenger RNA. RefSeq lists its product as uncharacterized. The coding region runs from base 1 to 3072 and encodes 1023 amino acids. Gene Ontology annotation, biological process: cytoplasmic stress granule assembly. The transcript has 6 exons. Gene Ontology annotation, cellular component: cytoplasmic stress granule. The record is from RefSeq and is a predicted model, not a curated record. NCBI's taxonomy places the organism in Eukaryota, Fungi, Ascomycota, Dothideomycetes, Pleosporales, Pleosporaceae. Gene Ontology annotation, molecular function: RNA binding.
AUGUCCACUGCCGCUGCGACUCCGAAUACCUCCUCCAAUGCUCUAAACCCCGCCGCCAAUCCCGCCCGGCCACUGAAGAUGAGCACUGCCGCCAAAGGCAUCGACGCACAGCAGCGAAAGCCCGGAAGCCCCAUCGACGGCGGUCAGAAGAAACCUCCCGCCAAAACGGCAUGGACCCAGGGCACCAAUCCCAUCACACAGCGACCGACUCACUCCCCCACCCCCAACGGUGCCGUAAGCUCACCUAAGCCCCCACAAGGCUCGACGGCUGCCUCCGCCGACAACGCUUCCCCGAUGAGGCACCUCAGCGACCGUAUGAUGUACCUGCUGGCCAAUCUGACGGGUCUUCCGGGCAUCAUUACGCUGAAGAAUGGCGAAAAGUACUCCGGUGUCCUCUCAGGCACCUCACUCGACCCCAGCGAGCUGCGCUAUGUUUUCAAGAUGGUCAAGAAGCUCCUGCCCACCAGCAACGCUCAGACCAACGGCACGAGCCAGUUGUCCGACGACUACGUUGGCUCAGGCGAUUACCACGUCAUGUCAUUUGACAUGAGCGAUGUGGCAGAUUUCAAUGUCAACAACGUUGUCCUUGACAAGUCCCAGCUCAAGGGCCAGAAUGGCUUCCGCACUGAUACCGACAUUUCUGGCAAGCUCGAACUCCGUGAACGCAAUCUUCAGAAGUGGGAACCGUCCGAGGUUGAUCCCAACAUGACGCUCGAGUCUACCGGCCGUUCGAACGACUGGGACCAGUUCUCCGCCAACGAGCGCCUGUUCGGUGUGAAGAGCAACUACGACGAGAACAUCUACACCACCACCAUCAAUAAGAAUGACCCACAGUAUGCGGAACGACUUGCCCGUGCUGAGAAGAUUGCCCGAGAGAUUGAAGGUAGCAGCGCAACCAACUCGCACGUCCGCGAAGAGCGCGGAGGAUACACUGCGGCCGAUGACAAUGGCGAUGAGGAGGACAAGUACAGUGGAGUACGACGAGACCUGACAAACCUGUCAAGCGGCCAGUCCAACCGGUACACCCCACCCGCACGACGUGCCCCCGCCCCUGAGGCGACGGUGCCCGGCGCUCCGGUGGACCCUGCCAUCAUCUCGUCUUCCGUCGCACGGCCUGCCUCGCAGUCGACACAACGUGUUGCAAGUCCCGCCGCACCAGCACCAGCAGCAGCUGCGCCUGAACCUAGCAAAACGCAAGAGUCCAGCAAGGACGCACCCAAGCCUGCAUCAAAACCAGUCGAUGCGCACAAGGUUAUUGCGGAACAGCUGCAGAAGCCAAGUAGUACGAUCAAAUCUGGGGUUGCUGCCAUCCCUCCUAGGAAAGCUGGACGGCCACACGACGCAACUACCAACGUCGAGCACGACCUGCUUGACUCCUUCAAGCAGUUCUCGGCCGCUGAGAAACUACGGAUUUCCGAUCGCCAGAGGGCUUUCGCCCGCGAGAACAAGGCUGUGAAGCUCAACGAUCUUAAGAAGUUCGCGCUCAACUUCAAACUGAGCACGCCGGUACCGUCAGAUCUUGUGCCCAUACUCGCUAAGGACGAGACAAAGCAGCAGGCUAUCGUCGACAAGGCCAACAAACAAGCGCAGGAAAUGAAGACUACACCUCCGAAGGCGGCCAACACCAUGGCAGACCCCAAAGCUGCCGCAAGAUCUGCUGUUAAGCCAGAGUCCACCCAAGCAUCUCCUAGCGCCAACGCAGAACGCCAACAAAAUCAACGUGCUCGACCAGGGCAACCAGCCUAUGCGUCUGCUUCUAUGCGGGGUUCCCACCAGAACAUGAACCAGAUUCCUCCUCGCAACCAAGGACUACUCAGCACUCGUCUGCAGAUGAACCACCAGCAGCAUAAGCAGCAAGGUGCCAUGCCAUACAACGGCGUUCCUCAACCGAUACCAGCUCAGGAUAUGCGCAUACCACCUACUGGUCCUUCACAGCCCUCGAGUGGUGCCCAGACGCCUUCUUCCAGCAUGUCUACAAGGUUCAACGUUCGCGCCCAUGAGUUCAAGCCCAACCCGGCUGCAAACACCUUCCAGCCUGGUGGAACUCCUAGCGCUACCUCCAGUCCUAGGCCAACCUCGUCUAGGCAAGAAGUUCGCAAGCCUCCUGUUACCAACUUCUUUACUGGCCCGAAGCCCACUGUUAAAUCACUGGACGGACUGACGACCUUCAAUGCCAUCGGACGCCUUGAGAAAGAGGCGCAGUCGAACGCGAACUCGCAUCACUCCGAUAUUGCACCUCCUUACAAAACCCCGCCUACGUGGGAUUUCCCCUCUUCGAACACGAACAAGGGAUAUGAGCAGCUAUUUGAUCAUGCUCCUCCAGCUGCGCCCUUAUCAGUACCACAGCAUGUCAUGCCCAACGGCCCCAUGCCUCAUCAGCAUCAGUUACCACCUCACCUCCAGGGCGCCCAAGUUCAGCCUUCACCACGGCCGAUGGCGCCAUACAUGUAUGGCGCACAGCCCCAGCCAAUGCAAGGCUACCCUCCGCAAGUUCCGCAAUACGGCAUGAGUCCCGGCAUGCAGCAUGCCACUAUGCGCAACCCACAAGGCGGUCAAUUCAUGAACGGCCCUGGGCCGGCGAUGGGGGGCCAGAUGAUGACGAAUCAGCCUUCAAAUGGGCCCUUUAUGGGAAUGCCAGGUAAUCCACAGAUGCAGAUGUACUCUCCCGCUCCCGCUCCUGCGUAUCCUCAGUACCCGGCUCACAUGCCUCCUGGCGCCAACGGAUUCCCUAGCCCCAGGCCAGGUGCACCAAUGAUGAGCCAUCAAGGAUCGCAACAAGGCCACCACCAGCAGCAACCCCCUAUGAUGUACAUGCAGCCUGGUGCACCAGCUCCUCAGAUGUACCAAAUGCAGCCAGGAGCCAUGGCUCCAAUGCGAGGACCUUUCCAGCAACAAUACCAAGGUGGUCACUACGGCUCACCACAACAACAUCACCAGUUCCCCCAGCAACAUCGUGGUACACCCAGCGGAAGUUACUCGCAGCCUAUGAUGCCGCAGCACUCAUCGGGUCCCCAAGCUCCACCCACUGGCCCCGCUAACCAUGCACCGGACGGCAACGCUGAGCCCAAAUGA